AUGUCUGUCGAGAUCACCCCCUCUAAGCAGGCUGCCUCUGCCAUUGAGAACUUCAAGAUCGAGUCUCCCGUCAAGAAGCUCGACUUCGGUGCCGCCGACAAGGAGAACCAGCCGAUUGACGCCGGUGUCACUGACCUCGCUAAGAGCAUGGAUGCCAAGCAGGCCGACAAGCCCAUUGCCCUCGAGGUCGCUAAGCAGGAGGAGGCCCCCAAGGCCCCUGGUCUCUCUGCUGAGGAACUCGAGGAGCCCAUUCUCAAGGAGAACCCUCAUCGUUUCGUCCUAUUCCCCAUCCAGUAUCACGAGGUCUGGCAAAUGUACAAGAAGGCUGAGGCUUCCUUCUGGACUGCUGAGGAGAUUGACCUCUCCAAGGAUCUUCAUGACUGGAACAAUCGUCUGAAUGACGAUGAGAAGUUCUUUGUCUCUCACAUUUUGGCCUUCUUCGCCGCGUCUGAUGGCAUCGUCAACGAGAACCUGGUUGAGCGCUUCAGCGGAGAGGUGCAGAUCCCCGAGGCUCGAUGCUUCUAUGGAUUCCAGAUUAUGAUGGAGAACAUCCACUCAGAGACUUACUCUCUUCUCAUCGACACCUACAUCAAGGAGCCUGCCCAGCGCACCUACCUUUUCAAUGCCAUUGACACUAUUCCUUGCAUCCGUAAGAAGGCCGACUGGGCCAUCAGGUGGAUCCAGGACCGUAACUCCACCUAUGCUCAGCGCCUCGUCGCCUUUGCCGCCGUUGAGGGUAUCUUCUUCAGCGGUGCUUUCGCUUCUAUCUUCUGGCUGAAGAAGCGUGGCUUGAUGCCCGGCCUGACCUUCUCCAACGAGCUCAUCUCCCGCGAUGAGGGUCUCCACACCGACUUCGCCUGCCUGCUUUUCUCACACUUGAAGAACAGACCCAGCAAGGAGGUUGUCCGCGACAUCAUUAUCGAUGCUGUCAAGAUCGAGCAAGAGUUCUUGACUGAGGCUCUGCCCUGUGCUCUGCUCGGCAUGAAUGCCAAUCUGAUGAAGCAGUACAUUGAGUUCGUCGCCGAUAGACUCCUUGUCGCUCUCGGCAACGAGAAGGUCUACCGCUCUACCAAUCCCUUCGACUUCAUGGAGAACAUCUCCCUUGGAGGCAAGACCAACUUCUUCGAGAAGCGGGUUGGCGAGUACCAGAAAGCUGGUGUCAUGAACAGCACAAAGAAGGUCGCUUCGGACGAUGUCACUUCCCCCGAGGCCAAGAACGAGAACGGUGGUGACUUCUCCUUCGAUGACGACUUCUAA
Messenger RNA from Phaeoacremonium minimum UCRPA7, 1257 nucleotides. Its product is annotated as putative ribonucleoside-diphosphate reductase small subunit protein. The coding region runs from base 1 to 1257 and encodes 418 amino acids. The record is from RefSeq and is a predicted model, not a curated record. Gene Ontology annotation, biological process: deoxyribonucleotide biosynthetic process. Lineage: Eukaryota; Fungi; Ascomycota; Sordariomycetes; Togniniales; Togniniaceae. The transcript has 3 exons. Gene Ontology annotation, molecular function: oxidoreductase activity.